Porites lobata is the source of this 12094-nucleotide messenger RNA. NCBI's taxonomy places the organism in Eukaryota, Metazoa, Cnidaria, Anthozoa, Scleractinia, Poritidae. The record is from the annotation of a GenBank genome assembly.
ACGGAACUAUUUACUUGGCGGUAAAUAUUGUCCCGCUUGGGUUGUUCUUCAUGCAUUUUUUCACCAAUGCCUUGCUCUUUCGUAGUUCAUCUUUGCAGUUGUGUCGUUCCUUUUCGACUGGAAAGGUUAUAAUGGAUGCUGGAAAACGGGCUGCAGCAAGAUAUGCCGUUGACAAUUUUGUUAAGGUUAGUUCUAUUUUGUUAGCAUAGUUCUAACUUUUGGACGAGCUAAUGAAAUGAUUGGAGCUUUGUAUCAUGAUCGAUAUGGUGUAAGAAACGUCAUAGCGAGUGUUAAGAUAAAAUAAAACUAAACGUGCAUAGGCUCUAGCAAGGUGAAUUUCCUAACCUGAAUUUCCUAAAUCCUUUAGCGAACCGUUGUCAUCGUUCUGAGGGCGUCAACUGCAAGAGUGGGUUUAUACUUUGCGGACAUAAUAUUAUGGGGUGUUGGUAACCAGUUAUGGCUUUUGCACCAUUACACUAACUGAAUAGAAUUUAGUUGGAUUUUUCACCCCAUUUUAGACUAAAAUCGACAAAAUCUCUCCUGUAAACUACCAUUGCUGCCCAAAAUCAAACCCUUCUGCGUAUAAUCAUCGUGGAUGGCUGCGUGUAUCCCCCCCCACCACUCCCCCCCUUCUACUUCCGAACUCAAAUAACCUCUCUCUUAUCCACCCCUUCUAGGGGUGGUUCUGUUUCAAAGAGGAUUAAAUGGGAACUGCCAUGUUUUAUGCCAUGAUCCAUGUAUGCAGAGCUUCUGAUAAUUAUUAUUAUAUGAAAUGGCUUGAUUUUGAAAAGCAUCAGUACUAAAAAAGUGGCUAUUGUGAAGACGUCUGUUGUUAAGAGGUGGCAUUGUGCAUUGUUUUACAGCAGCCUGUAAAAAUUGCUGUAUAGUUGCCACAGAAGUUCAGGCUACCCACACAAAAUAAUUUUCUAAGAAAGAGAAUAUAUCAGUGAUAUUUGUUUCUUAACAAGUUUGUCCAAUAACAACAAACUUAUGAUAAAAAUAAAGCACUGAAAUGCACUUUUCACAGUCCCUAAAAUAUAAAUUUUCCUGGGGAUACAGUGUUCUGCUUAUCAGGAGGUAACCAGUAAAAUUUACUGCCUGAAGCAACACUUCUCACUGCCUGCAACUGCUUGAAGGUUUACUUAAAUUGAAUAUUAAAGUAGUUUUAAGAAAAUUAAUAUGCAGGUUGUGAUCUGAUUGGCUGAUUCUCACAAGUAAAUGAAUGAAUAUAUGGAAAAGUACUUAAGUAUACACAGCUUUUCUUUUCCUGGGCCAAGCAUUUUGGAAAGAGAACAUUGAAGACAGUCAGAGUUAACUUACUAGACUUAAACGUUUCAAAUUGUUGUCUACAUUUAAUGAUGACAAUGCCGUUUUGCAUAAAGCAGGCCUUAAAAUAAAGGAAUGACGUUUCAGAGAACUUAGCUCCUAAAUUUCCCAGUGAGGGUGGGGCUAAAAAAAAAAUUGCCCCUCACUCCAAGUCUACCCCCGCCCACAGGAAAUUGUGCCUGUGGCGCAUAUUAUCUUUUGCCUUACCUGCCAUGAAUGGUCCGUUACCUGCUGACCUAAAAUUUAGGGAGAACACUGGGGAUAGAAGGCAACCCCCAGCCUUAGGUAAUUCCACAUGCAGCUAAGCCCCAUUAAAGGCUUCCGCUUCUUUUGAUCUAAUUAAUCCAUUAUUGCCUACUUCAAUUUUUUCUCUCUCUACACUACUUUUUUUGGAAAACACUAAUGUCUUGGUGGUCUGGAUACCAAAGAUCUGACUGUGCUGACUUUUCCAGUUAGCAAAAUUUAUAUAUAUAUAUUUUUUAUAAUUUUGCACUACUAACAUUUAUGGUCAGCGUACUUGUUCUUGUUCUCUGUAGGAUAAUCAAGUGCUAGGGAUUGGAUCUGGUUCAACUAUAAUGUUUGCUGUUGAAAGAAUUGGUAUGUUGCCGUGUAUCAAUGUGGAAGUUGCUUCUUCCCCUAAUGAAGCACUACCCUGGACUUUGUUAAAAUAUCUGUAAAAAUCAACUUUGAGAUAUACAUGUAACCGCUAGAAACUGCUGUAAAGUCCCACACUCAUUUUACUUUGUUUAUUAGCUAGGAAAAAUUGUUUUAAAUCCAUUUGAAUUUGAACAAGAAUUUCUGAAAAUCACAAAUAAAAAUUUAAUUUAAAAAAAAACCGUUGCCUAUUAAUUGGCAAAAAUAAUAGAAAAUAAAUUAUUAUUAAACUGCAAAAAUGUACUCCCUACCCCCCCCCCAAAAAUCAUCAACCCAGAAAAAGACCUCCUGAAACAUUGAAAAUUACUAUAAAAUUCUGAAAAUAAGCCCCUCCAAACUCGUAAGGUUAGAAACCCUCUGUUAAAUCGACCCUCCAAAUAUAAGCCCUGUGGGGACUUGUACUUGGAAAUUGCCCUCAAAUACAAAGUAAAACAUUAAGCAAAAACGGUAAAUUUCCUUCCAACUGUAAGACUAGCCCAAUCGAUUUUGAAACGCAAAUUUCCCUCCAUAGAUGAGCCUCUCUGAAUGUAAACCCCUCCAAACUAAGCCCCUCAAAAGGGGCCUUUAAAAAAUAUAAGCCCCGGAGCUUAUUUUUGGAAUUUUACGGUACUCGGGAAACAAAAUUUACUGUUUCCCAAGGGACCAGUCAUUUUAAAGGUGUUUGACAUUACAAAUGUAGUUGUUUCAAACUUUUUUUGUCUUUUUAGCUGAAAGAGUGAAGGAUGAGAAAAUGAAUUUACUUUGUGUCCCAUCCUCAUUUCAGGUACAAUACAAUAACUCGCUUAGUAUUAUUAUUAUUAAUUACUAUUAUUAUUAUCCUCAUUAAACACAUCUUCUGAAUGGCUUGCUAGAGUCUUCUUUAUAACAUUAAGUUACCACCCACGACCUGAGGUGUCUAAGCCUUUGUGAAGGAUUGUGGCUGUUACCAGUAAUCAUGCUCUCUGCAAUGAUUCUGAAUGACAUGUGCACCAAUCUCUGAUAACCAUUUCUCUAUGGGCGCUUUCCAUUUAGUCAAAAUUUCCGGAAUUUCCGGUUCGGCGGUAAAUGGAACACGUUUCGUCGGUUCGUCCCACUGGAAAAUUCCUAGAAAAAGUGGAAAAUCUAAAAAGGUGGUCCCGUUUUCCCAGUUGGAAUUUCCGAACGGAAUGUCGUGUUCCAUUUACGUUGCUUGUAGUUUGUACCAGUUCCAGGUCCACGGUCGGGCACCCAGCCACGUACCGGGGUUUACGACCAAAUGGAACAACUUUUUACCAAUCGGAAAUUCCACUUUUGCUACCACCGAAAUUUCCGGGUUUUUUUCGUAAAUGGAAAGCGCCCUAUAUCUUUCGAGACAGUUCCUAAUGCACCAAUUCCGACUGGAUUACUCUGUGCAAUUGCGAGAUCCGCUUCAGGUCUUGGAAUGUCUCAUUUUCUCUUUCUCUUUGUCUUUCACUUGAGUGUCAAAUUCAUUGUUUAGAUGAAUCUUAUUGUCAGUUUGAAGUCCCACAGCAGCUUCUUGUUGUUAGUGGAUCGAUUCAUACACUGGUGGUGGCUCAUGGCUGUAAUAUUUUUCCUCCCUGUCAUAACCCAGCUUGUGUUGUUGUUGUUGUUACUAAAUUAUUAUUACUAUUAAUUUGUGUUAUCAAGGUUGUACCAACCAUUGCAUCAGGAAGUGCUGUUUCCCUUUUUUUUGUAUUGGAGACCAAAUCCUGAGAAUAUUACAUGUAGUUUUCAUUUGAAUCAGAGACAGGAAUUCUACAUCUCAAUGUACUUGAGGACCUUGCAAAUUUCAAAAAAAUUAUGUACAAUGUAUGGAUAGAUAAGCCUAUAUGGUUUUGUGGCCAUACAAACAUUCUUCUUUGUUUCAGGAAAUUCAUUGGCACAAUUUUGAUCUAGAAAAUCUGUAACUACAUCUUCUUGCAUUCACUAUUUUUUAUUGGUCACAACAGGCUCAGCAACUCAUCACCCAGUACAAAUUACAUCUCACUGAUCUGGACAGACAUCCUGAGGUAAGAAUUGACAUGAUUUAAACUUGUCUACACAGUCCUGACUGGGAUCUGGGAAAAGGAAAAAUUCAUUACAGUGAUGAUGCUGUGGAUUAUAGUGAAAGCAGUACAGUUGCUGUAUAUAAUGCUUCACUUGACCUAUUGGCCAUUUUCUCACUAUUCAAAACAUUACUAAUUAAAGGACUACGUCCAACAUUGAACCCUGAAUGUACUGUAUUCUAUUUGAAUAAAAUAAUUUGAUUUUUUUGCACUACAGUGGAACCCCUCUUUACGGAAACCCACUUAAUGACACCCGUAUAUAAUGGACAGUUUCAUUUGUCCGGACACUGAAAAAUCUCAUUAUAAUUAUAAGUUUCUCUAAAAAAAACCCGGCUUAAUAUGGACACUAUGGCAUAUGUCCCCUUUAAUUUGUGUCUGUAUAAACUGGGUUCCACUGUAAUAAUAUUAAAUAAUAAUAAUAAUAAUAAUUUAUUAAUUUGCUAUAGUGCCUUUUGACAUACAAUGUAAAAAAUGAUCAAAGGCGCUUUACAAAUUGUAACACACUAGUUAUAUUGGUCUUUAAAAAUUAAUCCAUGAUAGAUAAAAGUUAUAAAAAGGUAAAAAAGUACUACUGAUAAUAAAAACAUAAAUAAAAUAAGAAAUAUUUUAAAACUAUGGAAAAGCUAAUCUUAAAAGAUAUGUCUUGACUUUGAUGUCACGGAUGUGCACAGAAAGGCCCGUUUCACAAAGUAGGGGCAGCAGCGGAAAAUGAUCUAGCGCCUAAAGUUGCCAGCAUGUGCCCCUUAGGAUGUUCUAAAACAAUAGAGGAAUGCUCUCUGUACUUGUUAAGCCAUCAAAUGUUCACUGGGCUCAGGUGGCACAGACAGUGAGUACAUUUUGCUUAAAAAACACAUACCAGUGGUCCCAGUUACAGUGUCGCUUUAUACACUGUAUAGCACUGGGUUGCUGUUGGGACAGUGUAGGUUUGAUGGGGUUAGGACCACUCCUCAAGGAUUUUUACAUUGCGUUUUCAAUUACAUUUAGAACAUUGGUGCUAGAUACAUGACAACUAAUGGAGCUUUUUUUUGUUUGAAUUGAUUAACAGUUAGAUGUUGCCAUUGAUGGUGCAGAUGAUGUAGACAGUGACCUCAAUGUCAUAAAAGGAGGAGGGUAAGCCAACAUAUCAGUUGCAACUCGGUGGUCUAACAGAGGUGUGUCAAUAAUUGUUAUUAAUCGUCUAAAAGCGGUCUCCAGGAAGUUAGAGUUCAGAAUAAAAUGGAGAUCAAUACGAGAUGCUUUGAAGCAAUCAACACUGCUUGUUUGGAUAUUACUGUGUCUUUUCUUUGUUCUGAUAAACUAUGAAUGGAAUGUUUCAGUCUCUGAUCGUCAGACAUAAAAAGUCAUUUGUUUAUUUCUAUUCACUAAUCACAGGUAUUCCAAACGCACCACAUAUAUGUGUCUGAGCACUUUUCAUAAAUUGACACUUUGCAUUUUUUUUUUGUCAUUACAAUUUCCAGGGUUCAUUACACUGUAGGGGAAACAUAAAAAGUUCAACAACACAACGCCUUAUGGCUGUGAACCUGACACUCUAUAGCCUCUAUAUUGAUUACACUAUCAAUAAUUAUAAUGUAACCUUUAAAGUCAUUGGUGUACUAUUCAUUAAUGUAUUCUGACUGUGAAGACUGGGUCAUCCACUGUAUUUUAUUGUAAAUUGAGUGCAUUAACUUACUGUUAGCUAUGUGAUUUUUUCCCCAUCUAGAGGCUGCUUGACUCAAGAAAAAAUAGUAGCUUCAUGUGCAAAACAGUUUGUUGUUAUUGCAGAUGACAGGUAACAGUGAUUUCUGAAAAAUAAUACUGUUAGAUUAAAAUCUUUUGAUUCUAAACUGUUGUAGCUUAAACUUACUGGGAGAGACAGAAUUAUGUGUUUCACCUGCUGAUACCAUGUAAUUUCUUUAAGGACAUUUUUUGAAUAAAAACUUUUGCAAAAUAUUUACUGACUCUUUUUUACAUGAAACUUGCAGGAAACUGCAAAAAAACUGUAGUAUAAUUAUUUCUAGAUGCAAAUUUAACGGGAAAUUAACUGCUAUUUGGGUGGCUUUAGAGGUAGAAGGGUUUCAGUUACAUAGUGUUUGAGAAUCACAAAACUUUUUUGAUAUUAUAUAAACAUGCUUAAUACCGACACAUCAGUGUGAAGUGUAUAACGGGUCUACGGAACGCUUUAAUACCAACCACUGUUUUUUUUUUUUAACAACAGACGUUUAACCCCAAAUGUUGACUUAAGGUUUACAUGGAUAAUAUGUAAUGUUUGCGUUUGUUUUCUUUUUUAUAACGAUUGAGCUAAAAUAAAAUUACAGUUCGUUAUACUACUACACGAGAAAUUUCUGCAAUUUGAUUGGCCUAGAGCAGUGGUAUUUCAGCGUAAUUUGAAAUACCUACAUGUGAAAAUUUCAAACCUUUUGCGGGUAGUAGUAUAAACAAAUAAUAGCAUAAUUUGUACGUGAUAUUGGGCAUAAAUACCACUCGUGAUAUUUCAAAAUUGUCUCAAAUUUCACUCGCCUAACGGCUCGUGAAAUUACGUAUAACAAUUUCGAAACAUCACUCAUGGUAUUUAUGCCAAAUAUCACUACAAACCAUGCUAUUACCUAUACUUAAAAGAAAAACUUAAUAAGGCCCUCCCUCGAUUAUUAAGUGUCCUCCUUCCAAAAAGCACCUAUCCUUUUUAGCCGAAAUAAUAAAUAAGCGCCCGGGCGCCCGCGGUAUGUUGUAAGUAACUUGGGCUUUAUACGUUUAGAUAAUCCAAAGGAGGCAUGUACAUGUAUUGUACGUCACUUGGUUGAAGUGACGCUAACUGGGAUUUUUCUUUUCAGAAAGGAUUCAAAACAACUAGGGGAAAGUGUAAGUCCAUCCUCGGAGACCCAGGGACAGUUAGUCGGGACGAUAGAAUGUUCGUGGUGAAAGUUUACUGUAAGGCUUUCAUCACGAACAUUCUAUCGUCCCGACUAACUGUCCCUGGGUCUCCGAGGAUGAGUGUAAGUCGUGCAGUCAUUUUGUACCAUCUUAUAAGGCAUUAGCCAUCUUACAUCUUCCAAAGUUGCAAAUGAUUUUUUUUCCAUUCCUUAAUCAUGUUGAAACUAGCUAGCAGAACGUGGUGUCUCCUUGGCUGUGCAUGAUCUUGGUGUGUUACCGGCAGCUUUAAUACUCUUUUCCUUCUCUCAUCAGCCUCAAUGUCCUUAUGCCGGGUAAACGUAUUUAGUAAAAUCCAACUAGUGGUCUGUUAUCAAUGCUACAUUCUGAUUGGUUGAGCUACUAUGUUAUAGCCCACUAGUAGCGAAAAGCUCCGGCUUUUUGGCAGCAAAAAACGAUUAAAGUCUAGCUUUUGCUAGUUGUUUAGUCUCGAUAUCUUUGACCAACUAGUUGGAUGUUACUAAGACAAUUAUUCCUCUCGCCCUCAUGGCCUCUGAGUCAAUAACCCAUUCAGCCUUUCGGCCUCAUGGGCUAUUGACUCGGCGCCCAUUCGGGCUCGAGGAAUAAUUGUUAAAUAUAAAGAAAAAGGGUGUAGAAUGUUAUGCUCAUGAGUUCACAAUUCACUAGAUUUGGCGUCUCAGUUACCCUUUUAUUCUCGUUUUCAUAGAAUAGGCGAAGGUGCUGGUCUGGUCAAGUUACUACAAACAAUCUUAAAUUAUACCCCUGUUGUUGUCAGGCAGAGUAGAAAGCUGAGCUUGAAAACAACUGUUUUGCUCAUAACAAACUAGAAUAAGAGAAUGAUUGCGUCUCAUUUGUUUCAAUCGUUUCGUGUUGUAGUGGAAAAAAGGAAUUCCGGUGGAAGUGAUCCCUAUGGCGUAUGUACCGGUCAUGAAAAAGAUGGAGAAACUUGGACUAAAACCCGUUCUUAGAAUGGCAAAAGCUAAAGCCGUGAGUAGCAUUCUUUAUGCACAGACACUGCGGUCUCAGACUGCCUUAAAAACCACAUGCAUUUGUUGCUGGUUAAAUCCGUUGACAGUUUAAACCAGCAUUCGUGACUCCGAAUUUCCUUGAUUUCUUAGUAUUAAUCAGGGGUCAAAAAAUAAUAAUAGUAAAAUAGAUUCCGGCUUGCCCUUUGCUUGCCAAUGGUCACUCCUUGUUCGCCUCAGUUAUUGAUAUCAAUUGUUGGAUGAUGGUUUGUCGGGGCACUUGCCCAUUAGGCAAGUGAAAAUCGUCUUGUCUCGGGCUGGGACGUUCAAAGCAGGGUUAGGAUAACCCAGGGUUAGUAAAGUAAAUUUAGUUUUAUUAUUUUUGUCUACAAUUUGAUGAUUGGAAGCUCUAAAAAGAAUCGAGAAAAUUAUCCGGUAAAAUGCCGUUGAACAAAAAUGGAAAGAAUCCUAGGCUACAAUUUAACCCCGUGUUAGCGCUAAUCAGCCUUCUAACAACUGAGCCCCAGAAUACAAGACAGGACGUUUUUCGAGCCCUGGCAACCGAAAUUCUGGUUGAACCUGAGUAGGGAUUUUAUCUUAAAUAUAACCACGUGUACAUUGUACAUUGUAGGGUGAAGCGAAAUUCAGUAUCGUUGUUCUUUCAGCCGUUUCGCAUAUGACUUGCGUUUUCAAUUAUUAAAAUUGGAGUUAGUUGGGCCGCUAACCUGCGAACACAUGUAGUAGACUGGAUAUCUGGUAAAAGAGGAAGUGAGAAGUGCAUGCAAAGCUUUUAAGCGCAUUUUUGACCCCAGUGCUUGUGAGUGCGCGUGUAAAGGAGCACUUCUCUCGCUGGCGGUCAUGCGCAACAGAGUUUAGGUGGAGAUUGCCCUGAAGCGUAGCUGGCGGUUUUGUUUGGUAGCACGCGGUUUUCCCCAUUCUCCUCGCGGCUUCGCCGUCGCUCACGCGCGAGCUACCCAACAAAACCGCUAGCCAUGCAUGCAGGCUAUUUAGCCAAGUGGUUUUGGUCGCUGGAUUUCAACGCGUUUUCCUUAAGGCCAUAUCCUUUUCGUGUAACAGAAGUUUUUAUCUGUUAUCCCUUAGUUCAAUUCCUCGGUCAGUCUUCAGUGAAUACGCCAACUUGUUUGCCUCCUUCCAGUUGGAAUUUUUUAACUUUUCAUUUGAAUUAUUUGUUUUAUGUCCCUAAAAAACCCUUUUAUGUAUAGUUUUACUAAGUGAAAAGUAUAAAUAUUCAUCCACUUCAUGGUUAUCUAUUUCAAGUCUUCGUUUGCGGAUACAUGAACCCCUUUCACCAUCUUCACAAGGGGGAAGAACGUUUGUCCACGUUAUCUCCAAUUAAAGCACUUUACUAUUCUUUCCCCACAGGGUCCUGUGGUGACGGAUAACAGUAAUUUCAUCGUUGAUUGCCUUUUUGACAAGGUAGAUUAUUAUUUGGGUAUUUUUUCCGCUUUAGACUAGUCUUAAAACGAUUGUUGUACACUUUUGCCGUCAUUACGCAAAGUGCAAAGUGUCUAAUAUAGAACAGAACAGAAACAGAACAGAACUGAAAUGAAACAACGUUAGCUGUGGUAGUAUUUUAAAAAACUGGAUGUUUUGGUCGAGCGGUUUCAGUAAACUCAUAUUUUAAGGGAAUAACAUGUAGGUGUCAUGGAACCUUGGCUUGCCGGUUUUUCGAGGGACUAAAGGCUUUUCUCUAAUUUGUGUCAUACUUUUAGGUUUACGACUGGAAAGAAUUAAACACACAGCUGAACUUGAUACCAGGUGAAGAAUUUAUCUUUUAAAGUCGGAUCCAAUAAAACACAUAAAAGUAGUUCCGUGGAGGAAAUCGUAGGGUAAAGGCCAUCAAACAGUGCAUCUCUUUGCUGAUUGUUAUACAAACUGGCAAAGUACACUAUCUUUACAAAGUGGCUGUAACCUUGAGUCUGUGGAUAAAAUCCUUUAGCGUGACGUUUAAAUUCAUAAAUGUUACCGAGCAGGACUUUUCUAAGGUCUUCUUUUUAUUGUGCUGUAUAGUACAAAGUGGCUCUUAGUUUUGAGUCUGUAGAUGUAAUCCUCCGUUGUAAUCACUCAAACGAAAGCUACUAAGCAAGCAGUAAAGAGUUUCCUGUAAUGUUAAUUAUCACCCUCUGCAAGGUGUCUGUACCUUUAGAGUGCUCGGAGAGUAUUACCUUUUUUUCCAAAAAAUUUCCGUCUGAAUGAACCGUUCCAUUCGAUUUCACCCCUGAAAUACCGGGAAAUAUAGAUGGUAUGCGCUUAAUGGCCUUGUACUAUUUUCGGCGCAAAACAUUAACCACUAUCCGUUUGUACCUACAACAGCAGUGACAAUUACUGUAACCCGUGUUCUGAUUAUUCAUUCAAAAUAAUUCUAAUUUACUCAAAUCCCCCGCUUAGCCCUUUACUAGCUAGCGUUGACCUAAUUUGGAAGAUGUUUGCGAUAUCCGGAAAAAUGACAUCAAUAAUGACAUCACUAGUACAGGAUAUCGCCCGAAAAAAGGGACGCCAACCGAGUAGCUCUGGAUACGAGGUUGCGUUAGCUCAGCCGGCCUGGUAGAGCUGGAGAAUAAGGCGGAAAAUUUCAUACCUUCUGCGAAGAAUAAAUAGCCGUACGUCUGUCUAAAAGUAUUAGCAACCGCAGUAAAAAUAUAACUCGAUGUCAGAUGAAGACUUGUAUUUGAAGAAUAUCUGAUAGACUUAAUAUCCCUUUAAAUCCUGAUUUUACUCAAGAACAGGCAAAUGAAGGCGAUGGAAGUAAGCAUGCUUUUAAAAGAAGGAAUUGUUUUAAAUGAAUAAUAUAACGAUGAUCGAACUCGGCUUUUCUUUUAUACAUAUCUAGGAGGCAAAUUACCCUUUAGCCGAUAGUACCCUAAUGGAUAUGCAUAAUUCUGCAGAACAAACUCUGCCUCAUCCAAUAAUUGCUUUAUAUUCAUUUCUCUUCAGUGUGUAAUUUUAACAAUAACUGCACCGUAAGCCUACUUUAAUUGAAUAUAAUAUGAAAGGUAAAACUGGAGGAAAAAGCGAACGGCAAAGAGUAAUAUGAAACGGAAGACCAUAACUUCCCAGACGUACUUUUAGUUAUAGCCUGGGGGUAGUAGAUCUACGAAACCUGGAUUUGGAUCAGUCUUGCCAAAAGCGUAGCCCAAAUUCUUUCUCCUGCAAACGCUUUUCAACGUUGUUUCUUUCUCUAUGUUGUCGUAGGUGUGGUCGAAACAGGACUGUUCAUAGAAAUGGUAGAAUGUGCCAUAUUUGGAAAAGAGGAUGGUUCAGUGAACAGACGAUAACAAGAACGCUUGAUGCGCAUGCUCUCCAUCAGAGUCAUGCGCAAACAAGAAUCUUGUUGUUAAAGAAAGAAAGUGUCACAGGGAAUAGCCAAUAACACCAGCCAAGGGUGUUAAUACACGUACUCUCUGUUGAUUUAGGAGAUCAUUUAAUACUUUAACCCCUUCUGACAUAUUUAAGUUAAUUCAACAUAUUUAUCAAUCGAAUCUAGUAUCAUGCUUUUGUGAUGUUACUGUUUUUUGCUCUUUAUGGCCUUAGUGUAAAUCAAGGUUGGUACAGGUCAUGGAAAACCUGCAAAGUCAUGGAAUUUAAGCAUUUCAUUUUCCAGGCCUGGGAAGUCAUGGAAUUUAAUUGUUGGUCUUCAUUGGAAAGUCAUGGACAAUCAAAGUUUUGUUUCGUGAUAGAUAAGUUACUGCAGAUGACAAGGCAAUGACAAUGUAAGAUGAAGAGAAAUAAUUAACCAGCGCAAACGGCACACAUUGUGGUGGACAUCAGAGUUUGUGUCUGUUUAGUGAACUGUUUAAAGGUCCAAAAAUAACCUAAAACAAGGAAAGUUUUUAACAUUUUUGAAAGUGACCGCUAAACCUAGUGUCUUGGAAAACUUAAAAAAGGUCACGCAAAAAAGUUAUGGAAAGUCAAGGACUUUGAAGAGCUUAAAAGAGUACAAACCCCGUAAAUUGUAUUCAAUCAAAGACGAAACCCGUGAAGGGUUUAGAAGUAGGCUCCGAGUUAUCAAGUUUUGUCAACUUUCCCAUCCCAUGUGUGCUAAGUAAUAUACCAUGGGACAACAAACGCGCGAAGUCUUUCGUUUGAUUUUAAAGAAAAACAAGGCAUGACAGAGAUCUCAGUCAAGUAACCGAACUUCCAGGUAUCUUCAGUUAACAACGCAUGAGAUGCUUUUAGUGUUGAGUUUCUCAAAUGAUUUCAAAGGAUCAGCAACAACAAUUAAUGAAGAAUAAAGGUCAG